AUGGUGUGUUUCUUGCAAUUGAGCUCCCUCUCAGAUGGCUGCAAUAUCAACAUGCUUAAUUCUACGAGUUUUAGUACCAACCAAAUCUGUGUAAAAUCUCAAAACUUCCUUCUCUAUAUCAUCCCCAUUUGUCAGAAUAUUGUCUUGCGGGUCCUCCAAUUUAUGUAUGCCAAUUUGUUUGUUUUUCCUUCUAAUGGUGGCAUGGAAAUAAGCAUUAUUUCCAUCCCCGUAUUUAAGCCAAUCAACCUUAGCCUUAUGCAUCAGGAUUUUCUCCUCCACAUCAAUGGCUUGGAGCAGUUCUUCGGUCCACUUGUUAAUCAAUUAAAUGAAAUUCUAAUUGAAUACGUCAUUAGAUGUGAGUUAUUGUAUCUGAGCAAGCUUACUUCUACUUUCCUCUAUUCUCUUUACUUUGUCAAUUGUAUCCUUGUUCAUCUUCCUCAUCAAAGGUUGCAGGCUGUUGUGUUUGUUCUACACAGUAUACAUAAGUUUCCCCACCACCUCAAUAUUCCAAUUAUUUCUUACUGUCUCCAUAAAAUGAGGUUGAUUUAUCACACAAUUUAG
Vicia faba (fava bean) is the source of this 561-nucleotide messenger RNA. NCBI's taxonomy places the organism in Eukaryota, Viridiplantae, Streptophyta, Magnoliopsida, Fabales, Fabaceae. The record is from the annotation of a GenBank genome assembly.